This is a messenger RNA of Strongylocentrotus purpuratus (purple sea urchin), 2296 nucleotides long. RefSeq lists its product as uncharacterized. Lineage: Eukaryota; Metazoa; Echinodermata; Echinoidea; Camarodonta; Strongylocentrotidae. The record is from RefSeq and is a predicted model, not a curated record. The transcript has 10 exons. The coding region runs from base 120 to 1970 and encodes 616 amino acids.
UGUCAUUUGAAGAUACCAUAUGAGCUAAAACCAAGGGAUCACAUUACAAUAUCAAUAGUCAACCGGUCUUGUUUAGGUUUCAAGUACUUUUGCAGAUUAUAGGAAGUAAUGGUAGCAGUAUGGCUGAUGUUAAACAAGAUAUGUUACCUGACUCUACACAAGGAGAAACUCCAGAUCAGAAGAAAGGAACUAAGAGAAAAGGAUCUAAGGAUGGAAAGAAGAAGAAAAAGGUUGCAAAGAGAAAGUCAAAGAUCACAGGUAAAAGGAAGACGAAGAGCAGCCCUGGAAGUGAUGUUGAUUCGGACUUGGAUUUGAGCAAAGAGAAACAACCUCUUGAGUUUUAUCUCCAUGAUAGAGAAGAAUUGAUCAAUGAAGCAUUCAUAGCAGUCACAGGACUUCAGCUUACCAACAUGGUACCUGAUAUACUCAAGUAUGUUCCAUUGGAUGAGCUGAAGCGACUAUGUCUGAACCAGUUAGAAGGAUUGUCAAGAAAGAGGAUCAGGCAUAUCAUUCAAGGAACAGAGAUGCUGUCUUCAUCAGAUUCCGAUGAAUCGGCUCCAGAGGAUGAAGUAGGAGCCGUCACUAUGACGACCACCUCAGUACAAGCAGAUGUUACUGUGAAUACGGAAGGAGAGAAGAAAGAUGGUGCAGAGAUGGAGACAUGUGUGGAUAGCACCAUCGUGCCUCUCACAAACACUCAUCCUGAUUCACAGAAAGUUGGCAUGGAGAGCAAGGCGGAGGAUAUUGAUGGUGUUCCCGUGGAGGUUGAUGUAAACAUUGAGGAACUAGCGUUUGGUAAAUCAGGAGCUCAACCUGGUUCCAGGGCAGUCAAGACCAGCUCUGGAGAUGGUGUAUCGAAUACAGCAGCUAAGCCUUCAAAGGAUACCAGUAAAACCAAGAGUAAAGGAUCCACAGAGAAGCAUUCACAGGUAUCAUCAACUCAUCAGAGAUCAACAAGUAGAUCACCAAGAAGAAGAAGAAGAAGCUGGUCUUCAAGGAGUCAUUCAAGAGGGCGCUACUCAAGGAGUCGUUCUAGAUCUAGGAGGAGAUCCUGGAGCCGUUCAAGGAGCCGGUCUAGGAGCUGGUCUCGUAGCUGGUCCAGGAGUAGAUCUAGAUCCAGGACCAGGAGCAGGUCUCCAGGAAGGAAGGAAGCUCUCCCUGUGGAUCCUCCCUUGCCCCCGUCUCCACCUCCACCUCCACCUCAUGUUGAUGCAAUCCAGAUGAGGUAUCCGACCCCGCCCACUCCCAGCGGAAGCUUGUCAUCAGGAGAGAUCAGAGAGAUUCUAGAGCUGGAGAGUGAAGAAGAUGAAGAGGAGGAGGAGAAGGAAGCCUUGGAGGAGAGGAGGUGUAGGGAACAAGAGAUGAGGAGAAAGUUAGAAGGAUUAGUAGGUGGUAGAAAGGGUUUAGAACACAAGGUACCAGGUAAGAUGACAUGUGUUUCUGUGACCGGUAAGCUAGAGGAUGAUGCUGCUCCUCCUGGUGUGGAUGAUGAUGAUGACUUGGUGGUACAAUGUCAGAGUGGUCCAGCGGAAAGCAUCAGUUCUGUUUCUCAGAGCUGUGGAGAUGUAGCAGCAGGGAAUGAAGAAGCGGAAACCAGAGAGAAGGCUGGAACAUAUCCAGGCAAAAUGAGCUGUGAAGAGGAUGAUGAUGACGAAGAAGAUGACAGUGAUGAUGAUGAAGAUGAUAGUGAUGAUAGUGAUGAAGAUAGCGAGGACAAUGAAGAUGAUGAUGAUGAUGAUGAUAUCAAUCUAGACUCAUUAGAUUUAGGUGUUGAUAUGUCCAAGGCUGCUGGACAGCCUUCUCAGCUAGCUCUUGCCCGCGCCUCGAUCACAUCACCUUUGACCUCUAACGCACCAGAAGAGAAAAAAGACUCUGGAGAAGCUGAGCUUGAAGUCCUGGAACUAGAGCUUCGAGCUAGGGCUAUCCGUUCACUCAUGCAUAAAUGUCUCAAGGAAGAUGACAAGACGUAGUGCAUUUACAGUGCAAUAACAUAUUAAUCAUGUAUUCAAUCCUGGAGUGGCCAGUAUCAAGGUGUAUUGAUGUAUGUCAUCGAUGGAAAGAAACAGUGAUGCCCUGAAUGGAUAACCUCUGUGGUAUCCGUCAUACCUUGAUUGAUGUCAGGUCAUCAUUGGAAGGAUGAAAUAAAAAGGUUUCAGCAUGGAUUCAUUUCCAAUACUGCUGUCUGCUUUACCUCAUAUUAGAGGCUGCUUAAAGAUCUUAAGGCAUCGAUUAACAAUGUUAAAUCUGAGAUGCAAUGCCCUACGUGUUAUCAGCGUCUGUGAUACAGUGUAAUAUU